Molecule: messenger RNA, 779 nt
Organism: Cynara cardunculus var. scolymus (artichoke)
Lineage: Eukaryota; Viridiplantae; Streptophyta; Magnoliopsida; Asterales; Asteraceae
Exons: 2
Coding region: 146-589 (147 amino acids)
Source: RefSeq, a predicted model, not a curated record
CGGACAAUGGAGAGGUUCCCGAAAUGGUAUUUGCGUAAAGCUUCAUCAAGUAUGCAGAGCACAGACACCAGGAGGAAACAGGAACGAUCAAAUUCUCAAAACACAUUCCAUCUUUCAAUCAAUUCGCACAUCCAUACCUAUUUCCAUGGCUUCCAACAACUCACAGCCUCAAGGAUCGUCUUCUCCGGCCAAACCUGGCCUUCGGAAGCCGGUUUUUACUAAGGUCGAUAACCUCAAACCUGGAACUACUGGUCUGACGCUCGUUGUUAAGGUUCUCAGCUCCGAAAUCGUAUUGCAGAAAGGACGUGCUGCGUCUCCUAAUCUUCGUAAUGUUCGCAUUUCUGAAUGUCUCGUCGGUGAUGAAACCGGCACUAUUCUCUUCACUGCUCGCAACGAUCAAGUUGAUCUUAUGAAACCUGGUACUUGUGUCAUAAUCCGAAAUGGAAAGAUCGAUAUGUUCAAGGGCUCUAUGAGGCUUGCAGUUGACAGAUGGGGCCGUAUUGAGGUAACCGAACCUGUCACAUUUGAAGUUAAAGAUGACAACAAUCUGUCUCUUGUGGAGUAUGAGCUGGUAAAAGUUGCAGAGUAGGUAACCUGAGAGAUGAUGUUGCCUUAUGUUUAAUUAUGCUCUAAUUUGGCCUGAUAUAAUACGCCUUUGGAUCAGAAUAGCAACACGGGUCUCUCUGCUUUAUCAUGAAACAUAUAUUAUGGCGGUGGAUUUUGAUUGGGGGAAUGUUUUGGCUGUUCUGUUUAUAUAUCAUAUGACUAUUUGACCGUCA